AUGAAGGAGAAGAACGGCAGGAGGAAUAAUCUUAGUGGUGGCAGACAAAUGGAGGGAAGCCAAAAUGGGAGCGGCGGUGGCACGGUUGGUGGCACGGUUGGCGACCCGACCAGCGGUGUCCCUAGCAACGGUGCCCCGAUCAACGGUGGCAACAACCUUACUGGUAGUGCUUUAAGCAGCGGCUUCGAUAAUGCCAUCGACAAGGGGCUCGAUAACGGCUUCGCCCCCAGUUACCACAAGGGCUUCGGCCCCCGCCUUAACAACAGCUGCGACGUUGGUUGCAACCCUGUGGGGGAUUCCAUGGAGGAGUCGAAGAGUGUUGAAGUUAGUGGACAGGUUAAUGUAAGUAAAAAUGAAGGGUUAAUAAACCUGAACAGGGAGGAGGAGGUAUAUUACGUGGAAGGUAGCGAGCACGGUGUGAACAAUCUUGGUGAAGAAAAAAAAGGGGCCGAGGGGAGAAGGCUAACGGGUGAGAGAGGCACCUUGGGGGGAGAAGAAGAACCCGGGCUGUGCAAUGAAGUGGUAGACAGUGACAAAUGUGCAAAGGAGUCGAACCGCCAUAAUUGCGAAGCUCCGAGAGGGGAGUUCUGUAUGGCUAGUCAAGUAUCGGGUGACAAUUUGGGUCAGUUGUUUAUCCAAAGCUUUAAGGGCGAUGGUUGCAACGGCAGUAGUGGCAGAGGCAACCUCCCCGUGGAGGGGCAGCCCCCCGGCGUUGCCGCUAGUGGUGUUAUCUCUAGCGGUGUUAUCCCUAGCGGUGUUAUCCCUAGCGGUGUUGUCCCUAGCGGUGUUAUCCCUAGCGGUGUUAUCCCUAGCGGUGUUAUCCCUAGCGGUGUUAUCCCUAGCGGUGUUGUCCCUAGCGGUGUUGUCCCUAGCGGUGUUGGCCGUAGCGCUAACUUCAUGGAUGCCCCGCCCGAGGAGCGCCCGCAGUUUCGGGUGCAAAGCGCGGAGGUAGUAAAGUUGAAAAAAAGGGGAAAACCCAAAUUUAUUAAAAGGGAAACGAAUUUGAAGAGCGGCCCCCAUGAUGAGAAGGAAGAAAUGGUUGUGUCUCUUGGGAAUAACCCCAGUCUGUUCAAUCCCGAGUGUAACAUGGGGAUGAGCAAAGUGGGGAGGAAAAAGGGGAGACGGGAGAAGAGUGCGAGCAGUGCAAAGAUGGACGACGAGGGUGCCUUUCGGUUUUCCCCCGUGGGGUGCAACGUGAAAGAGUGCAGCGGUGGGAGCGGCGGUAACAGCGGCGGUAACAUCGGCGGUAACACCGGCGGUAAUGGUGCAGCCCAGUUUGAAAAAAGCCUGGUGAACAAGGCAGGCGAAAGGAAGAAGCGGAAGCUGCGCAAGGUAAAGAUAAAAACGAAGAAAACGAUCCCACGAAAAAAGAGGUCGAAGUGUGCCCUGAAAGGGAACUCAGCAAGUAGCCGAUUCAAGUAUGAAACAACGCACGCAGGAAGCGGUAAGUUAAAAAAUGAGAAGAAGAAUUACCUUAAGGAUGAGCUAUAUUGCAACCAUAAGGAUGACAACAGUGGUGCGUGUGGCAGCGGAGUUGUACACGAUAUAAGUAACAAAUUUUCUAAUAUAAAAAUUAGCAAACAUUUUUUUUUAAAAAUGGAUGACGAUGAUGAAGAGGAGGACUACGACGAUGUUGAGGAUGUCGAGGUGGAGGACAACGACGCGCGUUCGAGUAGGCACAGUUCGAUGUCUCUCACGUUAGCGAAGAGGAAUUUCCAAAAAAAAAUUAUCAUCCUGGAUGAGCGCGUCGGCGGUGACAGCGGCAUCGGCGGUAUCACUGGCAACGAAAACAAAGUGAUGAAAAAAAUUUUAACAACCGAAGAAAAUACAACUCUCCUGAAUAACGUAAAAGAAGUAAACAUGAAAAGAUUUAACUUUAAUGACAUAAUUUCAAGGCCAUUAAAAUUUAUGUACACUUAUUGCUUAUUUAAAAAUUUAAGAUUAUAUUAUCAGAUUCAGGAUAAAAAUGUAUACAUUGAUGAGAAGGCUAUUUCUAAUUGUAGGAUAAAAGAUAAUCUGAUAGAUACUCAUUCGAUUAUCUUAAGCAUGUAUGAGAAUUAUUGUAGAAUUUUGAAUCGGAAUAGAAUUCCUAUUGAUGAUUUUAUUAACUUAAAUUAUUUUAACAUACAUAAUGUAAAAUUUGCAAAGAAAAAUGUACAACAUAAUAAAAGCUAUGAUGAUAAUAUAUUGCCUGAGAAGGAUAAUAGGAAGAUCAGUUCUAUGUAUAAGUUUAGGCCAUACCUUUAUUCUAACUACUCUAAUGAUGAGAAGGAGGAGUCUUCUGGGAAGGUGAUGGGUGUGGAUUCACAAAAGAAAGGUGUGGUUAAGAUGGAAAAGGGGGAGAGUAAUAUCCCUGUUGUGAAAGAGAGUGAGAAUAAGAAGGGGAGAGUUACCAGAGGGGGGUCCAAAGCGGAGAUUCCACUAGACCAAUUCUGUGCGAUGAAGAAGGAUUCCUUCGAAGAGUGCAUGCAGAUUAACAAAGAUGCUGCCUCUGUAACGUUCAAGGUAGAGGAUACCCCGUGCGCUUCGCAACGUUUGCCGGAAGAGAGCCAACCCACGGAUAAGAGAGUCGACUCGAAGCAGAGCGAGCGGAGGGUGGUGGUGAAUGAAGCGUCCAAGCGGGAGGAGGAGCUGUGCGGGGGAGAAGUGGGAGAAGAGGGAGAAGUGGGAGAAGUGGGGGAAGUGGUAGACGUGGAUGACGCGGGAGAAGCGGAAGAAGCGGGAGAAGCGGUAGACGUGGAUGACGCGGGAGAAGCGGAUGACGCGGGCGAGGACUCCUUACCCGCGCAGAAGGGGCGCAAGAGGAAGACACUGGGGGGGGGUAGGAAAGACGGGGCGUCUAACUGCACGAGUAAGAAACAGAGGGGGAGAGACGGUGAUGUGGGGGAGGAGGCGAACGGGUGUCAGGACGUGCAGUGCGGAAGUGCCGCUUUACAAGCAGAUGGGGAGACGCACCAAGUAGGAAGUGAGUCCAUCCACGAGGUGUUGCCCCUGUGCCAGGUGAAGAAAGAAACACCACCGGGCAUGCUGGAGUGUGCGGAGAAGCCCAAAUGUGAUGAUUCAACCACAGCACUGACCCGCGUAAAGGAUGAAGACAGGGAAGAAAAAGCGACUGAAGGAAAGAGUUAUAGCUGUAUGGUGAUCCCCCCUGAUGGAGGCGUCGAAGCGGGAAGAAUGGUAGUAAAAAGGGAGUGGUGGGAAAAGGAAGAACCCGUGACGCCCGAUGGGAGGAGGAAGCACUUAACACAUAAGUACAACGAAACGAUCACAAAGGGAGGCAUCGCAACAACGGGAGAGUCCAAAAAGAAACUGAUGCUGCGAAACAGAAAUAUUAAGGAAGAAAAGGCAAUAAAGAAAAGCAAGCUGGGGAGGCCGUGUAAACAAAGCGGCUCGUCCAAUGUACCACUCAAAAGAGGAAGGAAGAAAUUUUUCUGUAACAAUAAUUUGUCGCUUAUGAAAAAUAGAAGAAGAAGAGGACGCAUCCCUUCUAAGAAGACAAAGAAGAAGAAGGAGGAGAAGACAACCAGGGGAAGCGAAUCCCAUUUUAAAAAAAAAUAUUCAGACCAUGAUGAGUACUCAGAAUAUGCGGAGGAUAUGAGUGAGUUGGAAAAUGUAAAUGUGAUGCUGUUGGAGAGGAUAAAAAAUAAUUACAAAAUGAUAAUGGAGAAUCAUAAGUUGAAUAGGAAGAAGAGGGAGGAGAAAAUGCUGUUAAUGAGUGGAGGUGCUGCUGCUGCUACCUCCGCCGCUACAGCUGGGGGGGCUUUGGGAAGGGUCGAUAACUACGCGGGGAAUGAGAGUGGGCAUCCUGAAGGGAGCAUCAAUGGGAGCGGCAUAGGAGGAAACGGGCCAGGCGGAUCAAACGGGGAAGGCGGUCCAAGUGGACCAGGCAGGCCGUUAGGGGUAGGAAGACCAUUAGGGGUAGGCAGACCAUUAGGGGUGGGCAGACCAUUAGGGGCCGGAAGACCAUUAGGGGCAGGAAGACCAAUCGGGGCAGGCAGACCAAGCGGUUACACCUCAACUGUGAACAAUAACAUAAAUGGAAAUCUCCAUGCUGAUGAUAACAGAGAUGAUAAAGUGAGCGGAGGUAAGCUGGGAAGACUGCAAGAUGGAGACGCAACGGGGAUGUACAAAAAUAACAACAACGAACUGUCGGAGAAGGAAAAAAAGUACAUGCUUUCAGUAGACUGGCUCUAUAACAAUAAUUUUAACAUUUUAGAUAUAAAGGUGAAUACGCAUUUUUCUCACAACUAUCACAUAUCACUCUUCUUUUUGUGUAAGUACACGUCAUAUAAUCUGUUUUUGCAUCCGAUUAAUAAGAACGAGCACAUCGUUUCUUCGGUAAUUUUGAAUUCUAAAAAUGAAGUGCUUACAGAUAAUGGAAAUUUUUUUGUUCUGAGAUAUUUACUCUCUUUUUUGAGCAAUAAAAUUUCAAGUCUCAGGAAAUGCUAUGCGAAUGCAUUGUACAACUCGUAUUUGCUACAAAUGCCGAUACGUAUUUUCCGACACAAUAAUUUGAAAACCAAGUACAGUCCCAACUAUGGCAUUCGCUACGAUGGUAUAUACAAAAUAGUGAAUGCUUUUACCAGUAAUGAUUACUCCACAUCGGAGUAUAAGAGGGACAUCCUGUACGUUUUUAAGAGGCUCUAUAUAGACAAAUGCUUUAUCCCACGUAACUGUCGUUUUUAUGAAAAUCAGUGCGAGAGGAAGAAGUACCUUAUUGAAAAGAACUCCGUCUCCGUUAACGUCUUUUUGGAUAGCGAAUUGAUUAUGACUUUGAGUGUCCCAUAUUUGAAGAAUUACAAAUCGACUACUUUUAUGAAUUUUAAUCACAUUUAUAAGUUUAUUCGGAGGAGAUGCAUUAAGGAGAAAUUGGCUUCUCAGUGGGUCCGUAGCGAUGUGCGCAUGUAUGAGGCGUGCAAACGGAAGCUGCGUGAGGAGGAGGCCCUUCGACGGGCAGCCUCCCCCGAGGGGGGCGAAGUGGGGAGGACCACACACGAAGGGGGGAAAGCCACACACGAAGUGGACGGCCCCCCGAGGAAUGCACCCGCGGGGGGGGGUGCCGUUGCCCCCCCAACUGGGACAGGCGGCGCAGAGACGUUCCCCUUCUGGUGUCGCGGGAAAUACCUCCCCCUGGUACUGGUCCUGGAAACCCUAAAUUUUGAAAAGGAGAUUAACGAAAAUCAAAGAAUUAGAACCAAAAAUUUUAAAAAUAUCGAAAUAUCAAUCCGUAGAACGGAAAUCCCAAUAAAUUGCGAAAUGGCAAAGAGACCAGCCCAUUUGUUCAUACCCAUCAAAAACAAAGAAGCGAUAGCAGCGCACAUCGAAUUGAAGAGACCAUUCGACGAUACAUGGAAUCCGUAUGAAGAUCUCUCAGCUGGAAAAGAAAAAUUUAAAAUCCCAGUAGAAAACACAGUAGAUGAUUCACUCCCCCCUAUGAAUUUUACCUAUGUAAAUAAGACUCUUUUUUUUUCUAGACUCCCUCCCUACAAUUUGUUACCACUGUGUUCAGGAUGUGCACCACAAAAUUAUAGCAAAAAGGAGUUUGAUGAAAUUUAUAUCAAUGGGUACUGCAAAGCGUUGAGACAUAAACGAACGAACAAAAUUUACUGCGAUGGAAACAAGAGUUACGAUAUUAACGAUUUUAAUGUAUUGGCUGCUUGCUCGGGGAACUGUCUUUGUGACCCUUUAAAAUGUACCAAUAAAUUUCCUGAGGGAUUGCAUUACCCUGUGAAGGUGGUCAAGACGCGCGACAUUGGAUGGGAUAUCGUUUCUUCAUCUUACAUAAAAGCCAACUCGUUAAUUAUGCAUUACGUUGGGGAAAUAACCACCAGGAAGGAAAUGAUUUCUAGAGAACAUGAAUACGACAAGAAAGGAUAUUUUAACUACUUCAUCGAAACGGCAGAGGUGGAUGAAACUUACACCGACGAUUGGAAGAUCCCCUGCAUAGAUGCUCUCUUCAUUUCAAACGUAGCUCGCUUCUUAAACCACUCGUGCGAGCCCAACGUUAACGUGAUCACCAUUUGGCGAGGAGACAAUUACCCCUCCGUCGGGAUCUUUGCCUCCAGGGACAUCAAGCCAGACGAGCCCCUCAAGUACCACUACGGCAUCAACUACAAGAAUAUCAAGUGCAUGUGUAAUUCGAAGAAGUGCAAGGGGUACAUCGGCUAG
Messenger RNA from Plasmodium cynomolgi strain B, 6168 nucleotides. RefSeq names its product SET domain. Gene Ontology annotation, molecular function: protein binding. The record is from RefSeq and is a predicted model, not a curated record. The transcript has 2 exons. Lineage: Eukaryota; Apicomplexa; Aconoidasida; Haemosporida; Plasmodiidae. The coding region runs from base 1 to 6168 and encodes 2055 amino acids.